AUGGCUGGAAGAUCUCGCGAGGUUGAUAGCGAGUCACCAACUCUGGGAAGCUACUAUGCCAGCCUUCGAGGAUCUCACGGAGGCCCCUUGGAGGAGAAAUUCAAAGAUAUUGAUGAGCAGACGACCUUUGUGGAAUACAUGCAGCGCUUACGGAAUUCAAAGACUCGCAAUUUCAUACUAGACUUUGGAAAUGAAGAUGCUUUCUGCGCUACAGAUCUGGAUACGGAGGACUUUCAAAACAUACAGAAUUCAACCAAACCAAAAUGCUUGGGAACCAGGUGGAUCCAUAUCUGGAAUCCUGAGCAGCAAAAAGACAUCAUCAAGACCAUCACAUCCCACUACGGAGUCUCUGAAAGACUCCAAGGCAUGAUGUAUACAGAGCCUUAUCACGACUACACGCCACCACCCCCUCAAGCAACAAAUAGAAGUCUCUCCCGGCGAUCCAAACAUCUGGCACCGCAAACGGUGGAGGUUGAGCUCGACGACGUGGAGAGCAAAUCUGCCUUGACCAAGGCUUACCAAUCUAGGUCGUUCGAAAGCCUCACAUUUGGAGAAGUCACUGACCAGAUAUGGCAUUUUUCUUCGGUGGAUUAUGGGUCUCGGUAUACUUGUGUGGGCUACAACACAUUAUUCGUCGCACCCGACGUGGUUGUGGAAAACGGCCAGGACCUGCCCGAAGGUACACGACUCUGGUCAUGGCUGAUUCUUUGCGACGAUGGAACACUUAUUUCAAUCCAGGAAAAUCCAGCCCGACAAAUCGAAAGACUGACUGAGAAGGAGCAACUGGCCGUAUUAGAUGUUGUCCGUCGCAAUAUUCGAUUCAUUUUCUCUGGUAUCUCGAAACAACACGCCAAUUAUUCUCCAAAAGACUCGUUGGUGACCGUCCGAGUGAGACAAUUCCACGAUGUUGGGCCAGACCAGGCAACGAUUAAGCAGGAGGAUGGCUCAAGUCUGCUCUUUUACUACCUGUUUGAUGAUUGGGUGUCGAGUUUUGGGUUGAUUGCUAAGCGUCAGCACCAAUAUGGAGUGUCGCUUGAGCAGCUUAGAAAGCAAAUGCUCGAUCGACCCGUUGUUGAUCUCGUUGAUGAGCUCCACUGGCUGGGCCGACGACUUGGCGUGCUCAAACGUCUAUAUCAGAGCUACGAGCUUGUCAUGCGACGGCUUCUGCAAAGACAGAGGCUCUUACGCGAUGAGGCCAAGGCUUUCAAGCCUCAGGGUUUCUCGAUUGGCAACACGUUUUCAGAAUCUGAUUUGACAGAGCUUCGACAAGGCGGUCUUGUGAGCGAAGGCAGUCCUUUUGGUUUGCAUGACAAGCCGGUUGGGGUCGCUCUGAGUUCGGCGGCGGUGGCGCGAUUUGAGCGUCUGGUUGACCGCAUCAAUCUCUACUGUUUGAGCGAAAUUGACACCUGCCUUGUAGAAAAGGAAUCUUUGACGUUUCUGAACUUCAACUUGAUCGCACUGAAAGACUCUCAAGCGGUCGAGAAGCUGACUCGAAUCACCAUCUUGCUCGCCAAAGCGACCAUGCUUUUUCUACCCGUUAGCUUGAUGACUGGCUAUUUCUCUACCGAACUCCAAGGCGUCAAGAACGGAUACACCCAGGCUCAAUACUGGGUCGCCUUUGCCGUGAUCUUUGUGUUGACAGUGCUUGCUUUGACCAUCUUUGGAUUUGCCAGUGACACGGUCGAGGGCAAGACGAUCUACCGGUCUCUUGUCAAAACCUUCUUCCGGAGAUCACGAGACAGGAUCACCGGACGUGGACGACGCCGGGCUGAUGAGCAGUCAUAG
Penicillium oxalicum is the source of this 1785-nucleotide messenger RNA. RefSeq lists its product as uncharacterized. The coding region runs from base 1 to 1785 and encodes 594 amino acids. The record is from RefSeq and is a predicted model, not a curated record. Lineage: Eukaryota; Fungi; Ascomycota; Eurotiomycetes; Eurotiales; Aspergillaceae. The transcript is spliced from 8 exons. Gene Ontology annotation, molecular function: cobalt ion transmembrane transporter activity; magnesium ion binding; magnesium ion transmembrane transporter activity.